AUGCGCGCCGAAAGGUGAGUCCGCUUGUUGUGUUGUGCUUGUUUUGCGGUGCGUGUGCGUACCACGUGUCGGUUGUUUGCGGGGGUGUUCGAAAAAUAUAAAUCAGUGAUGUUUGAAAAGUAGUGUGUUGCACUCAUCUGCAGACCUCGUUGUGUACAUUUAAAGUUAAUUUUGUAAACGUUAUUAAUUUGUAAUCCUAAUAGAAUUAUGAAGAAACUUGUAGUAUUCUGUGUGUUGGUGUGUGUUUCCUUGCCUCCCAUUGCAAAUGGUGCUUCAGAUCACAACAGUAUCAACAAGAAAGACACGGGCGGAAGUAACAACGGGAACGGCGUGGGUCUGUUCCCGAGCGUGUUCAACCUGGCGACCCGCGCCGCCAUCACGGUGAACGCGACAUGCGGCCUGAUGGGGCCCGAGGUGUACUGCAAGCUGGUGGAGCACGUGCAGAUGAGGGCCCCACAGUGCGGGGUCUGUGACGCGAACGCCCCCGAUCCCGACAAGAGGCACCCCAUCACGCACGCCAUCGACGGCACACCACGCUGGUGGCAGAGCCCCAGUCUGCAGAAAGGGCCACAGUACGAGUGGGUCACCGUAACACUGGAUCUGAAACAGGUCUAUCAAGUGGCAUACGUCAUAGUGAAGUCUGCAAUUUCUCCAAGACCUGCGAAUUGGAUCUUGGAGCGUUCAGUAGAUGGCAGCACGUACCGACCAUGGCAGUAUUACGCUCACAGUGACGAUGAGUGCUGGGCGCGGUAUGGAAUUGAACCCACAAGAGGCAAGCCCUCGUACAAAACUGAUUCAGACAUCAUUUGCACAUCCUACUACUCGAAACUGAACCCACUCGAAGGAGGAGAGAUCCAUACAUCGCUGGUUGUUGGUCGCCCUGGAGCAAACGAGUCAAGCACUGAGUUACUGGAGUUCACACUGGCUCGCUACGUACGUCUGCGUCUCCAGAAAAUACGCACAUUGAACGCAGAGUUUAUGUCAUUGUCACCGGGCCUCGAUGACGCCUCAGUCACCAGGCGUCUCUUCUACUCCAUCAAAGAUAUCAGCAUUGGUGGCCAGUGUGUUUGUUCAGGUCAUGCAAGCAAGUGUGUGCAGAAUGGCAAGUUUGGAAGGCCAGAGUGUGAAUGCCAACAUAAUACUUGUGGUGCCAACUGUGACCACUGUUGUCCACUGUACAAUCAGCUUCCAUGGCGUGCUGGUACUCCAUCUGAUGGAGCACAGUGUGAACCGUGUCAGUGCUUUGGACAUGCCACCAGCUGCCGUUAUGAUGCUGCUGUAGCGGCUGCUCGCCUGAGUCAAGAUCUAUAUGGCGAGUAUCGUGGUGGAGGUGUCUGCAUAAACUGCACUGCACACACAACAGGCAAAAACUGUGAGCGGUGUGAAGAUGGAUGGUAUCGACCGGUGGGUGUAUCCCCACUUGAUCCAGAGCCUUGCCGACCCUGUAAUUGUGACAACAAGCCUGGUACUACAGGGCGAUGUGCCCAGGACAAUGAUCCUGCAGCCAAGGCAGCUGGAACUUGUGAAUGUCACGUGGGAUUUGGGGGUCUACAGUGUGACAGGUGUGCCCCAGGUUUUCGAGAUUAUCCCAACUGCACGCCGUGUUCGUGUGAUGUCCGAGGAAUCAACGCUACGAUCGACUGCGAAACAAGUUGCACAUGUAAGGAGAAUGUGGAAGGUGAAAGAUGUGAUCGCUGCAAGUCAGGCUACUUUGCUCUGAACAUAAACAACCCUGGUGGAUGCAUGCAGUGUUACUGUUCUGGUGUGAGCAGCAUUUGUCAUUCCAGUACAGACCUGCGUCUUGAGACUUUUUCAACAUUAUCAGGGUGGUUGGUGAGUGACCUGGCAGUAAGCAGAACUGUUCUUCCAUCUCUGGACACAGAAACAAAACAGUUGUCUGUCGGUAACUAUGAGUUGCCAGGUGUGGAGAGCUAUUUUUGGCUGGCACCAGAAAAUUACCAUGGCAACCUCUUGGCUAGCUAUGGAUCCAAUGUGAGCUUCAGUGUGAGUUGGGUUGUAAUGCGUGGAGACACGAGUGGAAGGCCAACAGUUGGACCCAAUAUUGUUCUUAUUGGCAGCAAUGGAUUGCGGCUUGGUGCAGGAAAUCACGCGUAUAAGUCUCCUAAUGCUACACUCACCAUUCCUCUUCAUGAGGAUGCCUGGUACCAUAUACCAAAUUAUGUUAGAGAUAUCACUGGACAUGAUUAUAAUGGUGAACCAGCUAGCAGAGAUGAUCUGAUGAGCAUACUUACUCAUGUCAAACACCUGCUACUCAGGGCAAAGUUUCAUACUGACCAAGUUGAGGGGAGCCUAAUAGACGCUGAGGUACAGACAGCAAUAGCUGGAGGGACGGGGUCUGCGGCGCACUUGGUUGAACACUGUGACUGUCCACCUGGCUACACAGGGCUGUCCUGUGAGGAGUGUGGGUAUGGCUAUGUUCGUGUAUGGUCCAGUCUAGGUGAAGGAGAAUGCAGACUGUGUGACUGCAAUGGGCAUGCAGCAACAUGUGAUCCUGUCACAGGAAAAUGUGCUGUUUGUGAGCAUAAUACAAAUGGCACCAAAUGUGAUUACUGUAUAGCCGGUUACUAUGGAGAUGCAACGCAAGGUACUCCGUCAGACUGUCAGCAGUGCGCCUGCCCUUUGGUGGAGGCUAGUAACAACUUCAGUCCAAAUUGUGAGCUAAAGUUACCAGACAGGGGAACUACUGACCAUAUCUGUACAGACUGCCCACAGGGAUAUGAUGGAGACCACUGUGAAAGAUGUAGCAGUGGAUUCUAUGGCUCACCUGCAGAACCAGGUUCCACUUGCAAGCGUUGUGACUGUGGAGGCGGACCAUGCGAUGAACGUACUGGUCAGUGCUUGCGGUGUCGUGGUAAUACUCAGGGUUGGAGAUGUGAGCAGUGUAUUCCAAACCAUUAUGGCAAUCCUUCACAAGCUGACUGCAAACCAUGUGCCUGCAAUGAAUUGGGCUCUGAGCAGAACGGUGGGUGCGAUUCUAAGACUGGACAGUGCAAGUGUAGAGAGAGAUACACUGGACGAGCAUGUGACAGCUGCCAGCCUGGUUUUGGCAAUGUAACAGCUGGUUGUGUGGUAUGUUCAUGUGAUUCUGUGGGAUCCUUAUCAGAAGAAUGUGACCCUAUCUCUGGGAAAUGCAACUGUCAGACUGGGGUUGGAGGUCCGAGGUGUAAUAGAUGUGAAAAGCUGCACUUUGGAUUUUCGUCAUCAGGUUGUCAGAGUUGUGGAUGCCAUGUGGCCGGCUCUGAAGGACCUGCAUGCGACAUAGUGACUGGACAGUGUCCCUGCAGGACUCAUGUCACAGGCAGGACCUGUGACAACUGCCAGGAUGGCUUUUGGGGUCUCAAUACCAGCCGAGGCUGUGUGCCAUGUGAGUGCGACAGUGUGGGUUCAGCGAGUUCAUUGUGUGACGUCCGAACUGGUCAGUGCCAUUGCAGGUCUGGAGUAGGAGGGCUCAAGUGUGACCAGUGUCACCCUGGAUUUUUUGGAUUCUCAGCUGCUGGAUGCUCAGAGUGUGAGCGAUGUGACAUAGUGGGUCAUGUUUGUGACCCAGACACAGGGCGCUGUAUGUGUCCACCCCUCACCACUGGUCCCACAUGUGAUCACUGUCAGUCUGGUGCCUGGGGAUAUGAGCCUGGUAAAGGAUGCAAGCCUUGUGGAUGUGAUACAUCUGGCUCUGUGAGGGUGCAAUGUGAUGUGCAUACAGGUCGCUGCACGUGCCGAGAAGGUUUCCUGGGUGAUCGCUGCACUUCUUGCUCUCCAGGAUAUCAUGGUUUUCCUCGGUGCCAACGCUGUGACUGUCAUUUGGCAGGAACUGUAGAAGCACAGUGUGAUGUCACUAAGGAUUAUUGUGUGUGUGAUAAUUCAGGACAGUGUCCAUGCAAGGCAAAUGUAUCAGGCAAGAAGUGUAAUCAUUGUAAGCCUGGAACCUUUGGUUUACAAGCAGACAAUCCUGAUGGCUGCACACAGUGUUUCUGUUUUGGGCGUACAACAGCUUGCACUCAAGCUGGCCUCACAGUAAGCCAGAUAAUGAUGGCUCCUGCUGUGCGCACGCUAGCAGUGGAGUAUGAUUCAAAUACACCACAAUUCCAGUCCAGUGCUAGUGUUUACCCAGUCAAUAUCCAACAGAUAUGCUAUGUCAACCUAGCGAUGCCUGGCACAGGUGAAGUGAGUCUGGCUGGACCUAAUGAACACCUCAACAUCACGAACAACUUACAAGUUAUCCCCGGUGACAUUGGAGAUGUUCAGCUUGGAGUCACUUAUCCAUUUGAUACGCCAGUGUACUGGCAACUCCCCAAGCAGUUCCUUGGAGAUAGGGUAUUGUCAUAUGGUGGCUACCUAAGAUUCAGAGUGGAGACUGAAGGGGGCCAUACAUUGCUCCCUGUUAGUAUUCUGGCCACAUAUCCUCUUGUGCAGCUGCAAGGCAAUGGGCAACUUGUUUUAGAGCAUUAUCCUCUCAUUCCCAGCUCUGCAGGUCAUUACCAAGUCAGAUUACAUGAAUCUCUCUGGCGCCAGAAAAGUCCUACUGUACCUGGUAGUGGUGACAAAGUGACACGAGAAAUGUUGAUGGUGGCACUGCAGAAUGUACAACACAUCUUAAUUCGGGCUUCCGAUUCUGUUGACUUUACAAGGGCAGUAUUGCGUGAUGUGUCGCUAGACACAGGAAUACUGGCUCCUGGUAGGCCACCACCCCUUGCUCGAGGUGUUGAGUUAUGUGACUGCCCUCCCCAGUACAAUUCCAGCUCUUGCCAAGAUCCAAGCAUUGGUUUCUACCGCUGGUAUGACAAUAAUUCUAUCAGCUCAACUAUUGUGAUUCAGCUGGUUGGUGAAGCAAGACCUUGUCAAUGCAAUCAGCGUUCCAGAGUGUGUAACAUUGAGACUGGAUAUUGUCUGAAUUGUGCAGGCAAUACAGGUGGGCCCCAUUGUGAGAGGUGUGGGGAGGGCUACUAUGGAGACCCUGCACGAGGGCCUUGUAAACCAUGUCCUUGUCCUACAACAGAGCGUAACUUUGCACGCAGCUGCCGUGUGUCAUCAAAGGGCCAUGUUAAUUGUCAGUGCAAAGAGGGUUAUACUGGCAAAAGAUGUGACAGGUGCAGCUAUGGGUGGUUUGGUUUCCCACAGCUUGAGGGUGGAUCUUGCAAACCUUGUAACUGUAACCAUCAUGGCAGUGUGAGUGAUGAGUGUCAUGAAGAGACUGGACAGUGCAACUGUCGUCCUGGAAUUAUAGGCAGGGACUGUAGUGAGUGUAGCACAGAUCGUUUCAUCCUCACACAGCAUGGCUGUACAACAUGUGAUGAUGGUUGCACUGGUGUCCUUCUGGAUGAGCUUGCUCUCUUAGAUAAACAGCUGCAGGAAGGGGCUGGUCAUUUGUUUGGAGGGAUUAUACCUCCUCCUUGGCCACAGUUGCAAGCAAUGAACAACACAGCAAUUGAACUUAAAAACUGGCUUGAUAUAGCUGAAAGAGUAGCACUGAUACCUGAUGAUAUUAGUGAUAAAUUAAAGUGGCAAGCUCAACAGUUGCUGGACAAGUCGCGUCGACUGGAAGGUCGUGGUAAACAAGUGGAGCAAGAUGGUUGGUCCAUUCAAGAAAAGGCUGACACACUCAGUAGGGAGAUAUCGGCACUACGUGAAGAAAUUGAUGAUGUUGUGAUGAGACUUACAAAUUAUGGACAGGCAGGCCCCGCAGGGAUAGUGAGUGUUGGUCAAGCAUUACGUGAAGCUAUUCAUCUCCUGCAUAAAAUAAAAGAAAGGAAUUUACAUCUGCGUAACAAGGCUGCAAACCAUUCACUUAAGUUAUGUACAGAUUUACUGAACCGAAUACAGAAUCUGCUACAUGGGCUGGUCAAGUAUGAAGGACUACAAAAGCGGCUAAGCAUCUUAGAUGAUCAAUUAAGUGACCUAAAUGAUGUAAUUUCCAAGAGUGUUAAUAAACAGAAUAAGACCUCUGAGAUGUCUUCCAGAAAUGAGAAUGGGCUGAAUGUAGUGAGAAACUAUCUGAAGAGAAUAGAAGCUAUGGAGUCAGAACAAAGAGCUGUAUAUGCAGAAGGAGAGAAUUUCAACAAAGAAUCAAGGCAGCUACUUAAUAUGUCACUCAACAACAUUCAAAAUUUUGAAGCAAUGGCAAAGAAUUUGACAGAUUUAAUCUCAGAACUGGAGAAGAGGGAAGGAAUCCUAGACCACCUGAACCCUAUUUACAGGGAGAAGUAUGUGCUGAGGGCUCAGAUGCAUGCCAACAAGCUUUACAACAGGGUGCAGCAUUACAGAGAUUUGUUCAAUGCUACCCAACGUGAUGCAGAUUUUGCUCUGCGAGCAAGCAAAGCAUAUCAAGAAAUUGUAGAUGCUCUAAAGGGUGCCAGAAAUGCUGCUGUCAAUGCUUCCAGUGCAGCUGACAUAGCAUACAGAAAGGCACAUCCAAGUGUAGUUCAGGACUCGCUGGUUGAUCGGGCAAGCAUUAUAUUGACUAAUUCUACAAGGCUGUUGAGUCAUGCAGAACAGAAGGCUGAUCAUGUAGAAGAGUUGAAGAUGAAUUUGGAGGAACAUAAAGAGGAAGUGAAGAAUGUUAGAGAUACCCUGGCUAAAGCUGCAAAAGCUGACAAUAAUAUUUCUCAUCAGUUGCAGAAAUUGGAUAACAAAGAGGCACAAUUAGCAAUACAGAAUGUACUUCAAAAGGCUGAGAAGAUCAGUGAUUCUAUGGAUGAAGUUCAGGUGAAAGCUGAUAUGAUCAGCAGCAAUGUGAAGAAUGAACUACGCCCUCGUCUAGAACAACUGAGCUCAGAUUUCCAAGUGAAUGCUGUCAUAAAUCACAUAACAUCAUCACAGGAAAAUAUUCAGAAGUCUGAGGCUCUUCUGUCUAGACUGUCAGAAGACGCUGUUGAGAGGAAUCGUAAAUUCCAGCAGUGGAAUGAUACUAUGGCAGCACGUCUACAGGAACUGCGCAAUAAAAUUACUCAAGCACGUCAUGCUGCUAAUGGAAUACAUCUGUCUAUAACAAGUCGUGUGAAUGUGAGUGAAGGCUGUGUACGAUCAUUUCGUCCAAGCAACCUGGAGCCCAGCACUACAACAUUGCUUGUCAUAGAUUAUGCACUGGACAGUGGUGCAAACCAGAAAGAUGCAUUAAUUCUGUAUCUUCCCAGCAGCACCACUGAAGACUUCAUUGCAGUGGAAAUGGUUGCUCAGCACGUUCGCUUUUUAUGGGAUGUUGGGGGUGGCGCAGGAGAAGUACAACACCCCCUUAAACUUGAGCCUGGAAAGUCAGCUGAGGAAAGAAACUGGUAUAAUAUUCAGAUAGACAGGAAAAGCAACAUAGCAAAACUUUCAGUCAAACCACAUGUCCUGCCCGAGGGCUCUUCUCUUGAAAGUGGUACUCCAGUGAAAAAUUCUUCCACAGCUGGUUUUGGCAGAUUAGAUGUGGGACCUGGAGAUGUAUUGUGGAUAGGAGGAUUGCCCCCAGUAUCAACACCUGGACCACCACUUUUGAAGACCAAAAGUAUGGGGCUUGCAGGAUGUUUGCAAAGAGUGGUGUUAGAUGGACAUGUGAUUGGACUGUGGAACUUUGCUUCCCAGGGUUUUGCUGGAUGUGCUGCCUGCAUACAGAGUGGAGAGCAGACUAAAGAUGAAUUAACAUUUCGAUUCAAUGGUGAAGGCUAUGCAGUACUGCAUCGCCCCAGCUCUGGUCCCUACAACAAAUAUGCCUUCAGCGUCUCUCUUAAAUUCCGAACUCUGGAUGAAAAUGCCCUUCUCUUCCUUGCUGUGAAUCCAAAUGUCACUGACAGGUAUGUGUCGCUGACACUGCGCAAUGGUAAAGUACUUUUCCGAGUGGGGUACGGUGGAGAAACUCGCCUGGAGAUGGCAUCACAAGACAGACACAAUACAGGCAAUUGGACUAUUGUGGAAGCAAGUCGGUUGUUUGAUCGCAGGAAGAAACUUGAGAAAGGCAUACUGAAGGUAGAAGGCGAGGCUCGAGAUGGUGCCCCCACAUCUCCUCCUGGUCAGGAAGCUUUGCCUGAUCUGUCAGAUGCCCUGUAUUUUGUUGGAGGAGUUCCUCCAGGCUCACUUGGAACAGGCUCAAAUAAAUUAGACCUGCCUGGCUCAUUUCUUGGCUGCCUGGCAGAAAUCCAGGUAGUGCAAGAUGGUUAUAGUCCUUUGCGUGGACAGUUCUAUGGUGUGGAGGCAGGUUGUGCAGAUUCUACGCUGGACACAGCAAGUUUCCAUGGCAGAGGUCACCUGCAGCUGCCAUCACAUUCUCUUGAUCGACGUAAUGCAUCUUUUGGAUUUGUUUUCAGAACACUGCAACCUAAUGCUCUUCUCAUGGUAACAGCAUUCAGGGAUGGAGAACCAGGUCAAAGUUUCUACUCUGUUUCUUUGGUAGAUGGAACACUUAACGUGCAGUUAAAUGCUGGACGUGGUGGUGUUACCUUGUCUCCUAAGAAGCAUUUUAAUGAUGGGAAGUUCCAUUCACUAUCAGUGACAAAAACAGGUCGUCGACUUGAGCUAAGAAUUGACGAUGAACUUCAGGACACUGUGACCUUACCAAAGGGAGCCACUGUUGUACGUGCACCAGGUCCUUCAGGUGGACUGUAUUUUGGAGGAGUUCCAUCCAAUUUCACCAGCACUGCCCUCAAAGCAUCACCAGUCCCACUUAUUGGAACUAUAAAAGAUGUAAUAUUCAAUGACCAACUGCUCCAGCUGGAUCACCCAAUAUCAUUUGAACAUGUGGGAAUAGGACGACUGGACGCAAUUAGCAUUGUAGAAAGCUACCCCCUAGGCAGUCCAUCACCCUCAGUUCUACUAUCACCACGAAGAGGGGAAGGAGGGAAUGGUCCAGUGGAAGAGUGUCACAAGGGACCAAGUUAUUCCUUAGAGCCUGGAGCUGCCAAAUUUGGAGAUUCCCCUCACAGUCACGUUCAGAUUCGUCAACGUAAAAGUGUGCUUCAGGCUGGAGAUUUCACUGUUGAAUUGGAUUUUCGGACCCUGUACCCAAAUGGCCUCCUCUUCUUAUUACCGGGCGGGAAAGGAAAGAAGCUGCAUUAUAUAUUGUUGCAACUCCGAAACAAGCGACUCCAUCUGCUUAUAGUUAAAGGGGAGCCUAAACUAGAUAUUCAAGACACUCAGGACUUAAAUGAUGGUUUGUGGCAUCGUGUUGUGUUGAAUCGGGAAGGAAACAGGAUUAUGAUGAUUGUUGACUCAAAUAAACCUAAGCGACGCAAACGAUACCCCAAGAAGCUCAACUUUGGCAAUACCAUGUAUGUGGGUGGAGUUCCAGAAAAUGGGAUACUUCUGCCAGACCUAUUGCUACAAAAACUGGAAGGCUUCAAGGGAUGUCUGCGAGGACUGGCAAUAAAUCAGCAAAGCCAGAACUUAUCAGGACAUAAAGUGGGACAGUGCUUUCCUUUGGUGGAGAAGGGUUCAUAUUUUCCUGGUGAUGCUUAUGCAGUUUAUGAGGAAAAGUUCCAUGUUGGUUCACAGUUGGAGUUGCAGCUAGAGUUCCGUACCUCAGAGAAUACAGGAGUGCUACUGAGUGUAUCAGAGCCUAAUGGGUACCCAGCUCUCUCCCUUGAAAUCAAUGAUGGAAAAGUGAUUAUGACUGGUGACAUGGGGAACCAACGCCCAUUCCAUGUGGAGCAAGGAUUUCCAUCACGAUUCACUGUAUGUGACAACAGAUGGCAUCAUGUGAAGGCAUUUUUUGAAAAUGAUGUGCUGAAUCUUAGGGUUGAUAAUUUUGCUACAGCGUAUGGUCAUUCAGGCAAUGGGAUAUUUACUGAAGCAAGCACCAAUAGCCCUUUGUAUAUAGGUGGACUACCUGAGGGUGCACCCAGUGGCACAUUAGGAACAAGAGAUAACUUCAAGGGCUGCAUCCGUAAUGUGGUUAUUGGUAAGAAACCCAAAGACUGGACAGACAUGGCAAGUCUGAACAACAUUCUCCUCAGUUCAUGUCCAGUGAGCUCAUAGUUUUUAUACCAAGUCUUGCCAUCAUCAUGGUGACUUGUGAGUUUCAGAGUGAUGAAGAAUAUUGGGUCUAAAAACAUUUGCAUGACCUAUACUACUGGUUGUGCAUCAGACUAUACACCAGUGAUGUGGUAAAAUAAAAUCAGAAUAAAUUUAAAUGAAAGAACAACACAGUGAUAGAACUGGUUCUUUUUGUCUUGGUUAAGAAGCUGGCAGACUUGAAGCUAUGAGUAACAGUGCCAAUCAGUUGAGGAAAGAAGUGCGUGAAUAAAGUCGAGUAUAUGAAGAUGGCUGUCUUCUAUGUUGUGAUGUGUAGUCUGGUAGUUUGCUGACUUUUCAGAGGGCAGUGGGUAAUGAUGGAGGUAGCAAGCACCUCUGAAACAUCGGUAAACUUUUACCAGACUGCACAGUGCAACAACCCAUCUUCUUACUCACCACUAUAAGGACCUGAAAUCUUAUCAGUGAAGAACUAUAGUUCUAUAAAUCCUCAACCAAUUUUUCCAUCUUCAGUCUAAGUGAAGUUCUUGUUAAUUUACUAAAUCUGCUUCAAAAAUAGUCUGUUUUCACAAAACGUUAUUAAAUGGUUUGAGCAAGUUUUGAAACCACUCUCUUCAACUAAGCUUAUCAGGUGAACUAAACUUGAUUGACACUACUAAUUUCUGUUCAGCAAAAUACCGCUGACAUACAUACCGAAGAGUGGCAUUUUAACCACUGUAUAUGAUUUACUUUUAUUUUGAUGACACAUUUUAUGAAUUUGAACAUAUGGUAUAAUGUAACCAUGUUGGUGUUACAUGCAUUUAUAGUAAGAAAGAAGAUUUUUAUAUUUGGAUUACAGAAAACACUGAAGACAAACUUGAUUUAUGACUUAGCACUGCCAUGUAAAAUACAACAUUUGUGGUACAAAGCUUUAUCACGGGCCAAUCACUGUUAUAAGGAUUGGUACACAGUAUAAUUGAUUGAUUAGUAUAAGUGAAGGUGAGUGCAUAUGAUUCCUAAUUAAGAGGAAUGUUAUUAGAAUAAAGUAAUUUAUUCUUUUGAAGAGCUCUCCUUGGGACUGGUCAUAUUUUAAGUCAACACACUGCAGUUGAUAAAAUCAACUGGAUAUAUCAGAUCAUGUAAUCUGUUUACUUACCAGUCCCAUUUGUAUAUUUAUUAAGUUCAUGAAAUAAUAAUAAGAGUUCAUACAACUCACAAUGUUCUUACUUAUGUUGGAAGUACCUGAAGUGUUUCAUAACCCACUUCAAUCACUGCCUGAAACAGAGAAAUGCAGAUGUUUCAUCAUCACCAUCAUCAUAGGUUAGAAGUGAAGGGUGAUUGUUCUGAUGUGUGAUACUCCACAGAAAUGUGAGUCCUGUGGUAAUAAUGUGCCUUUUUGUGGCUAUAUAUUUUAUGUUUUCUAAUUUUGUAAACAUUUUCAAUUUAAAAGAAAAGUAAAAAUGUCAAUUAUGAUAUAACUUAUUAUUUACUAAUUUGAUGUCUUCAAGAACUUAAUCUAUUAAAUUAAUAAAAGUAAAUGAUACUGACAAGGUGUAACAUAACAUAGUAAAUUAUAGUAAUUGGUUGUAGCUGUACUUAAAUUACUGUAAAUAUAUCUGACUGAUAGGAUAGUUAUUUUUUUUAAUAUGUAGAUGAUCAACUUAGUCACAAAUUUGUAUAUUACUCUGUCACUAAUAUGCCAAAAGGAUACUUGAUCUCACUUUAUAGGUGAUGAGCAAAGAAUCUAUUAUGUAAAUGACCAGAAUUAUUGAAAUCUGAAGUUUUCAUGACAGAUAAAAUUUUGAUUGUGCUCUUGGUUAUAAUCCCAUGUAGUCUUGAAAGUGAUUACUAAUGUUGUGGAUGAACUUGUCAUCUCCAUCAUCAGGGCAUAAAUAAAGAUGAAGACAGGAAGUGUUGGUAAACACCUAUACGACUAUGAAGCAUCAUAACCUAGGACACCAGUCCAACCCUAUAAUAUAUUUAGAGGGUAAUUGUUAGCUUUAUUCUGCAUGUUCCACUUUCAACAGCAUUUUUAACCUGGUCUCUCACUCUGAGGGUUUUUGAGAAGGUGGUUCUAAAGAGCAUAUUUGGAUCUAAGAGAGAGGAAGUACCAGGAGGAUUGAGAAAAUAAAAAGGGAGAAGCUUCAAAAUUUUAACUCAUGAAAUUAUUAGGGUCAUAAAAUCAAGGAAUGGGUGGGGACCCUUAGACUUAGGUAUUACAUAGAAUUAUAAUAUUAAAAUGGAUCGUAAAUACGGUGUAAAUUGGAUUAAUCUGGCUCAGGAUACAGAACAGUAGUAAGUUCUUGUGGACAUGGUCAUGAACCUUCACUUUCCAUGAAUGGUUGGGAACUACUUGUUAUCUUCUCAAGGACCCUGCUCCACAUAGUUAAUGAGUCAGAUAUGGGCUACAUGAUUUUCCUUUAUUUCCUGGAAAUGUCUCAGUGCAAUAUAGUUAUGCAUAAAGGAACUACAAUAAAAAUGUACUUAUACCAAUACCAGUACCAAAAUGUACCAUCAUACAUAAGAAUAAGAGACUGUUAAAAAGUGCUUUGUGGCUUAAAAUAAAAUUAUCUGGAGGUAA
Messenger RNA from Zootermopsis nevadensis, 12517 nucleotides. It is a transcript of the gene wb, whose product is annotated as wing blister. Gene Ontology annotation, molecular function: signaling receptor binding. Gene Ontology annotation, biological process: regulation of embryonic development; tissue development; regulation of cell migration. The record is from RefSeq and is a predicted model, not a curated record. NCBI's taxonomy places the organism in Eukaryota, Metazoa, Arthropoda, Insecta, Blattodea, Termopsidae.